CCCCUCCCCCCCGGCCGGCUCCCCGCGGCCCCGGAGGUUUCACUGCACAACAAGAUGGCGGCGGCGGCGGCGAGCGGAGCUGGCGGGGUUGCCGUGGCCGGAGCAGGGGGAGCCGGGCCGGCCGGUCGCCUGCUGCCUCCGCCCGCCGCGGGGCCCCCUGCAGCUCCCGCCGCGGUGCCCCCGGCCGCCGGCCAGCCGCGUCCCGCAGCCCCGGCCUCCCGCGGGCCGAUGCCCGCUCGCAUCGGCUACUACGAGAUCGACCGCACCAUCGGCAAGGGCAACUUCGCUGUGGUCAAGCGGGCCACGCACCUCGUCACCAAGGCCAAGGUUGCCAUUAAAAUCAUAGAUAAAACCCAGCUGGAUGAUGAAAACUUGAAGAAGAUUUUCCGGGAAGUACAGAUAAUGAAGAUGCUUUGCCAUCCACAUAUCAUCAGGCUUUACCAGGUCAUGGAGACAGAGCGGAUGAUUUAUCUGGUGACAGAAUAUGCUAGUGGAGGGGAAAUAUUUGACCAUCUAGUGGCCCACGGGAGAAUGGCAGAGAAGGAAGCUCGGCGGAAAUUCAAGCAGAUUGUCACAGCUGUGUAUUUUUGCCACUGUCGGAACAUCGUUCAUCGCGAUUUAAAAGCUGAAAAUUUGCUUCUGGACGCCAAUCUGAAUAUCAAAAUAGCAGACUUCGGCUUCAGCAACCUCUUCACUCCCGGGCAGCUGCUGAAGACGUGGUGUGGCAGUCCUCCCUAUGCCGCCCCAGAGCUCUUCGAAGGGAAGGAGUAUGAUGGGCCCAAAGUGGACAUCUGGAGUCUUGGAGUUGUCCUGUAUGUGCUUGUGUGUGGUGCCCUGCCAUUUGAUGGGAGCACACUGCAGAAUCUGCGGGCCCGGGUGCUGAGUGGAAAGUUCCGCAUCCCAUUUUUCAUGUCCACAGAAUGUGAGCACUUGAUCCGCCACAUGCUGGUGUUAGACCCGAGCAAACGCCUCUCGAUGGAGCAGAUCUGCAGGCACAAGUGGAUGAAGCUAGGGGAUGCGGAUCCCAACUUUGAGAGGUUAAUAGCUGAGUGCCAGCAACUGGAGGAAGAAAGACAGACGGAUCCCCUCAAUGAUGAUGUCCUCUUGGCCAUGGAAGACAUGGGACUGGACAAGGAACGGACACUUGAGUCAUUAAGAUCGGACGCCUAUGAUCACUAUAGUGCAAUCUAUAGCCUGCUGUGUGAUCGGCAUAGGAGACAUAAAACUCUGCGCUUGGGAGCUCUUCCUAGCAUGCCCAGAGCCAUGACAUUUCAAGCACCAGUAAAUAUCCAGGCGGAGCAGACAGGCACUGCCAUGAACAUUAGUGUCCCUCAAGUUCAGCUAAUCAACCCAGAGAACCAAAUUAUAGAGCCUGAUGGGGCAGUGAACUUGGACAGCGAUGAGGGUGAAGAGCCUUCUCCUGAAGCCUUGGUCCGUUAUUUGUCAAUGAGGAGGCACACAGUGGGAGUGGCUGACCCACGCAUGGAAGUCAUGGAUGAUCUGCAGAAGCUCCUGCCUGGCUUUCCUGGAGUGAACCCACAGGCUCCAUUCCUGCAGGUGACCCCUAAUAUGAACUUCAUGCACAACCUGUUGCCCAUGCAGAGUCUGCAGCCAACUGGGCAGCUUGAGUACAAGGAACAGUCUCUAUUACAGCCGCCUGCACUACAGCUGCUGAAUGGAAUGGGGCCCCUUGGCCGGAGAGCAUCAGACGGAGGAGCCAACAUCCAGUUGCAUGCCCAGCAGCUGCUGAAGCGCCCACGGGGACCCUCCCCACUUGUCACCAUGACACCAGCAGUGCCAGCAGUUACCCCUGUGGAUGAGGAGAGCUCGGAUGGGGAGCCAGAUCAGGAAGCUGUGCAGAGGUACUUGGCAAAUAGGUCCAAAAGACACACACUGGCCAUGACCAGCCCGACGGCUGAGAUCCCACCGGACCUACAACGGCAGCUAGGACAACAAUCUUUCCGUUCCCGGGUCUGGCCUCCUCACCUGGUACCUGACCAGCAUCGCUCCACCUACAAGGACUCCAACACCCUGCACCUCCCUACGGAGCGUUUCUCUCCCGUGCGCCGCUUCUCAGAUGGGGCUGCAAGCAUCCAGGCCUUCAAAGCUCACCUGGAAAAAAUGGGGACCAACAGCAGCAUCAAACAGUUACAGCAGGAGUGUGAGCAGCUGCAGAAGAUGUACGGGGGACAGGUUGAUGAGAGAGCCCUGGAGAAGACCCAGCAGCAGCAUAUGUUGUACCAGCAGGAGCAACACCAUCAGAUUCUCCAGCAGCAAAUUCAAGACUCUAUUUGUCCUCAGCCUUCCCCACCUCUUCAGGCUGCAUGUGAAAAUCAGCCAGCCCUCCUCACCCACCAGCUCCAGAGGUUAAGGAUUCAGCCUUCAAGCCCACCCCCCAACCACCCCAACAACCAUCUCUUCAGGCAGCCAAGUAAUAGCCCCCCACCCGUCAGCAGUGCCAUGAUCCCGUCUCACGGUGCUACAUCUCCCUCCCAGUUUCAAGGCUUACCCUCCCAUGGUGCAAUCUUUCAGCAGCAGCCUGAGAACUGUUCCCCACCUCCCAAUGUGGCACUAACCUGCUUGGGCAUACAGCAGCCUAGCCAGUCCCAGCCGGUGACUAUCCAGCUACAGGAGCCAGUUGACAUGCUCAGCAACAUGGCAGGGACAGCUGCAGGCUCUGUAGGGCGGAGUGUCGCCAUCAGCCCCAGUGCCAGUCAGAUUCAGAUGCAGCACCGGAACAACCUAAUGGCUACCUUCAGCUAUGGGCACCGGCCCCUGUCCAAGCAGCUGAGUGCAGACAGCGCAGAGGCCCACAGCUUGAACGUGAAUCGGUUCUCUCCUGCUAACUACGAUCAGGCGCAUUUACACCCCCAUCUGUUUUCGGACCAGUCCCGGGGGUCCCCCAGCAGCUACAGCCCUUCAACAGGAGUGGGGUUUCCUCCAGCUCAAGCCCUGAAAGUCGCUCCACUUGACCAGUUCCCCCCUUUCCCUCCCAGUGCACAUCAGCAGCCACCACACUAUACCACGUCAGCACUACAGCAGGCCCUGCUCUCCCCUACACCGCCAGACUAUACCCGACACCAGCAGGUUCCCCACAUCCUCCAAGGACUGCUCUCUCCCCGGCAUUCGCUGACCGGCCACUCGGACAUUCGGCUCCCUCCGGCAGAGUUUGCACAGCUUCUUAAAAGGCAGCAACAGCAGCGGCAGCAGCAGCAGCAGCAGCAGCAGCAGCAGCAGCAAGAAUACCAUGAAUUGUUCAGGCACAUGAACCAAGGGGAUGCUGGGAGCCUAGCUCCUAGCCUUGGGGGACAGAGUAUGACAGAGCGCCAGGCUUUAUCUUAUCAAAAUGCUGACUCAUACCACCACCAUCACCACGCCAGCCCUCAGCAUCUCCUACAGAUCAGGGCACAAGAAUGUAUCUCACAGGGUCCCUCGCCCACCCCCACCCAUGGGUAUGCCCAUCAGCCUCCACUAAUGCACUCGGAAAGCAUGGAAGAGGACUGUUUGUGUGAGGAGGCUAAGGCGGGCUUCCCAGACAAGAGCUCAAGCACACUGACCAAAGGUUGCCACAACAGCCCUCUGCUCUUGAGUACCGGUGGGCCUGGGGACCCUGAGUCUUUGCUGGGAACUGUGAGUCAGGCCCGGGAGCUGGGGAUGCAUCCCUACGGACACCAGCCAGCUGCCACAUUCAGUAGAAAUAAGGUGCCCAGCCGAGAGUCUGUCAUAGGGAACUGCAUGGACCGAAGUUCUCCAGGACAAGCAGUGGAGCUCCCGGAUCACAACGGGCUUGGGUAUCCCACUCGGCCCUCAGUCAGUGAGCCUCUCAGGUCCCGGACCCUCCAGAGACACCACACGAUCCAGAACAGCGAUGAUGCCUACGUGCAGUUGGAUACCUUGCCGGGAAUGAGCCUGGUGGCAGGAAAGGCCCUGAGCUCGGCCCGAAUGUCAGAUGCGGUUCUCAGUCAGUCUUCACUCAUGGGCAGCCAGCAGUUUCUGGAUGGGGAAGAUGAAGAAGAAUGUGGGGUGAGUCUGGGAGGUCACGAGCAUCCAGGCCUGAGUGAUGGCAGCCAGCACUUAAACUCCUCUUGCUACCCAUCCACGUGUGUUACAGACAUCCUGCUCAGCCACAAGCACCCUGAGGUCUCCUUCAGCAUGGAGCAGGCCGGCGUGUAGCAGGAUAUGGAGAGUGAGUGCCACCCUGGUCAGGGCACAGGCAGCCCCGUGGCCCACUGCCAGCCCUGAUCCCUUCAGCAUGUUCAUUCCGUGUGUGACAUCUGAUGAAUUUGAGGAUCACUCUUUCCAUGCAUCUGCCUGCUUUUUUCAUUAAGUACUAUGUUAGUUUUGAAGUGGGCUGAGGUUUUUAUUAUCGAGACAAGGUCCAUGGCCCACCUCGUGUUACAGAUGCUAUGGCCCUUAGGAGAGCCAAUGAGCUACGGUUGCAAAGGACAGAAGCCAAUGGCCUUUGGCUAGCGCACUAAGAAAGAGCUAAUCUUACACUGAAGGGUGAAACCCAACCAAAGAACACAGAUCCAGCCAUGCUCCUUCAUUGGUUGUUUUGUUGUGCUGUUUUGGUGUUUGGGGGCUGAGCCUAGAAACCAGGGUUAGGCAAGCACUCUACCACAGAACUCCAGCCCCAGCCCCGGCUGGACUUUAUAAAGAGUAAACAAAGGGUAUAUAGUCUGAGGUCCAUGCUGAAAAGGCGGCGGGCGGGUUGGCUGGCUCUGACCGCUUAACAAAGGUGUGGACGGUACUAGAGCUCUGCCUCUACAGACACAGAGAGACGGAGGGAAGUGAAGCCACGGGUAGUGGCGUGCCAGAGCCUCAGUGUGGCAAGGCUUAGACAGUGACACCUGAAGACUUCGCUGAGGGCCUUCAGGCAUGUGGCUUGUCGAGCACAUGCAUGGCACACGCAGGACCUUGAGUUCUAGCCCCAGUACCGUUAGAAAGGGUUAGGGAAGUACACUUGAAGAGUCGAGUCGUGCUCCUUCAAAGC
Messenger RNA from Onychomys torridus (southern grasshopper mouse), 4993 nucleotides. It is a transcript of the gene Sik3, whose product is annotated as SIK family kinase 3. The record is from RefSeq and is a predicted model, not a curated record. Gene Ontology annotation, biological process: protein phosphorylation; intracellular signal transduction; microtubule cytoskeleton organization. Lineage: Eukaryota; Metazoa; Chordata; Mammalia; Rodentia; Cricetidae. Gene Ontology annotation, molecular function: protein serine/threonine kinase activity; ATP binding; tau-protein kinase activity. The transcript is spliced from 24 exons. Gene Ontology annotation, cellular component: cytoplasm. Bases 55 to 4173 code for a protein of 1372 amino acids.